Anolis carolinensis (green anole) is the source of this 3164-nucleotide messenger RNA. It is a transcript of the gene lpxn, whose product is annotated as leupaxin. The record is from RefSeq and is a predicted model, not a curated record. Bases 339 to 1514 code for a protein of 391 amino acids. Gene Ontology annotation, cellular component: stress fiber; filamentous actin; adherens junction. Lineage: Eukaryota; Metazoa; Chordata; Lepidosauria; Squamata; Anolidae. Gene Ontology annotation, biological process: actin cytoskeleton organization; muscle structure development. The transcript is spliced from 10 exons. Gene Ontology annotation, molecular function: muscle alpha-actinin binding; actin binding.
CGGGGGGAGGAGGUGAUAGUUGUGGAAAAGGCACGCACUUCCGGUCUUGGCAUUGGAGUGCGCAUGCGCAAGACAUCCUGAGGCAGUGAGGUUUUUUCAGUCUCUUCAGUGCCCUGACUUCGAUGCACUUCCGGUUCCGUAUUGUCGCGCCUGAAUUACCACAACCGUGAGAAAUUCAGGCAGAAGGUUCAAGUGAGCAGGUGGCGUUUCUCUUCAGCAACUCUCCUUGGCCUUUAUAAAAAGUUAGAGCUAUCUUCCUUUCGAAAACGCCCAGGAGGCAUAUCAUUUUGGGGGGACCCUCAAGCUGGCUAGACAGACAAGCCCUGUACAAAUAAGAAAUGGAUGACUUAGAUGCUUUGUUGGCAGAACUGGAGCAAACCUCAUUGAGUCUGAAUGUAAGUGAAACAGAACCAGCAAAAGUUUGCAUUCUUCUGGAACGUGACAAAAAAGAGAAACCAGCAACAGUAUCAGGAGCGACCAAUGCAGCUCAGCAAAAGAAGCAGACCCUUGAGGCCCCAAAGGUGCUAUCAGGAUGUGGGGCUGAACGCAAGGAGGAAGAUGUGGAUAAUAUUUACAGCAAGGUCCCCCCUCCACAGCCGCUGUACUCUUUAGCUUCGUCCACCUCAACUGCUCAACAGCUAGAUGAUCUUUUGGCUUCCCUGGGGACACUUCAGUCUAAGCUUUCAGAAGAUGAUUUUGGACAGCCACCUGCAAUACAGCAGAAAACCACAGACAAUCUCGAUAGUAUGCUGAAGGGCCUGACACAUGAUUUGCAGGACCUUGGUAUUGCCACAGUACCCAAGGGCCACUGUGCUUCCUGUCACAAGCCCAUUGCUGGAAAGGUAAUUACAGCACUGGGAAAGACAUGGCACCCUGAACAUUUCCUCUGUGGCCACUGUGGAAAAGAAGUGGGCUCCAGUCCUUUCUAUGAACGGGAAGGCAAAGCCUACUGCCAAGAAGACUACCAUCAGCUCUUCUCCCCUCGCUGUGCUUACUGUUCUGCACCCAUCCAGGAGAAAGUCCUCACAGCCAUGGAUCGGACUUGGCAUCCUGAGCAUUUCUUUUGUGCCCAUUGUGGGAAAGUGUUUGGCAAUGCAGGCUUCCAUGAGAAGGAUGGGAAGCCAUACUGCCAAAAAGACUUCCUGGCCCUUUUCUCACCCAAGUGCAGAGGAUGUGAUCGGCCUGUCAUGGACCAGUAUUUGUCAGCUCUGAAUGCUGUUUGGCACCCAGAGUGUUUUGUGUGUGGAGACUGUUUCUGCAGUUUUGAGAAUGGCUCCUUCUUUGAAUUAAAUGGUCGUCCAUUCUGUGAGCUUCACUUCCACCAUCACCAGGGAACUGUGUGCCAGGGUUGUGGGAAGCCCAUUGUUGGCCGUUGUGUUAGUGCCAUGGGGUAUAAGUUCCACCCAGAGCACUUUGUCUGUGCUUUCUGCCUUACCCAGUUGCACAAUGGCAUCUUCCAGGAGCAGAAUGGCAAAACCUACUGUAAUCCUUGUUUUAACAAACUUUUUGCUUAACUGGAUAAUUUGAGCAACUUAACGCUUUCUCAGGCCUCCCCCCUCCACUUUGUCAAGAACAAACCCCUAAGGAAAGUGAGAUAAAAUCCUAUUAAAUUUAAUAGGGUUUACUCCUAAUUAAAGAUACAUUGGAUUAAACUGCAAGAAAUGCAAAUAAAAUAUUGUUGUAACCACCAUUUCCACUAAUAUACCAAUCUGCUUCAAUGCAUCCAGCUCAUUAAGUGUUAAGCAAUAACCCUCUUGCAGUGUCUUUCAAACAGCCCACAUUGGUUGAGGAUCUGGUCCAUUAUUGCAGUUGAGUCAAUAACAGUAGCUUAUUUGAUGAAUGUAAUUUCUCUAGUCAAUCAGGUAACACCAGUUUAUGAUUUCUCUUUUCUGCACAACUAGUUUCUCUAUAUAUCUAGACCUAAAUUUCAAUUUCAAUCUACAUUCAUAUCUAUGUAUUCAUUGAAAAUGAGUAAUAGCAUGAAUGGAUACAGCAAAAUCUGUACAUGUCUACUAAAUCAUAAAUCUAUCAAAUUCACUAGGACUUACAUUCAGGUAAAUGUGCAUAGAAUAAUAGCUUGGCAAAGCAAUACAUCAUGUACAACAGUGUUUCUAGUUGCAGCGGGAAAGGGUGAUCAGACACUGUGAUGUCAUAAUCACUCAUGUCAUGCAACUAUGACAUUCCCGGUACAGACAUAGGGGCACAGGGACAAACGGGACAGGAAACUGGAAGGUGACAUGAGCUGGCCAUAAAGAUGUUUGGUAUCUUCAUCUCCUGCGCGUCUUCAAGUAUUCUUUCAAGAGAAGGCUAACUCUAUAGCAACACAGCUGAUGUAAAGAGCCAUUACAUACUUGCUUUUCACUUUGUUUUAGCCAUUCACCUCAUCAGAUGGGGGUUUUUGCUGCUGGGAUGGAGUCUGCCAGAGCCCAUCAUAUGAUACAGAGCUACUUCCAGCGGAGCUCCGUUGGGCUCCGUCCUGGCAGUGUGCUGGCAUCACAUUAAGAGGGCGCCCUGAGGAGAUGGGUGACUAUCUGUCUCCUCAUUGAAGAAGCCGGGGACAGCGCAGCAGGAAACUGGGAACAGUGGGAAAACAUUGUGGGACGGCAGCCCACAACCAAUCACGGUAAGGGGACAAAGCUGACCGCUGCCCCACAGUUUCCCCGGUUGUCUCCCACUUUCACCUGCUGUCCCCAGACUUUUGAACCUCCAUGCAGUGAGGUUCUAGAAUAGUGGUUCUCAACCUGUGGGUCCCCAGAUGUUUUGGCCUUCAACUCCCAGAAAUCCUAACAGCUGGUAAACUGGCUGGGAACCACUGUCCUCACCAGAAAAAUACCUCCACCAGCUGAGGCAGUUCUGCUAUCUUGUAUUUUAUGGAUGUGCUAUGCAUCCCAAGUUCUGUUAGUGGCUUCUUCCAGAUAUAUGGCCGCAUCAGCCAGUAGAACUAAAGGUUUAUUUAAUGGUCAGCUAUCACAGCAAAUUGGUCUUCCUUGUCAAGUGCUUGUUUUAAUCUCAGUGUUCUUAUUGUAACAAUGUAAUGUUGGGGGUGACAGAGUAAUACAAAAGCACAAUGGUGGACUGUGCCAUAUAUUUUGGACAAACAACCUUGCCUCUUCUCUUUGCCAAACUGAUAGAUCUUCUAUAUAAAUAAAACCUGUUUUUUCAAA